Molecule: messenger RNA, 1705 nt
Organism: Myxocyprinus asiaticus (Chinese sucker)
Lineage: Eukaryota; Metazoa; Chordata; Actinopteri; Cypriniformes; Catostomidae
Product: MARVEL domain-containing protein 1-like
Exons: 1
Coding region: 222-710 (162 amino acids)
Biological process (GO): myelination
Cellular component (GO): membrane
Molecular function (GO): structural constituent of myelin sheath
Source: RefSeq, a predicted model, not a curated record
GCUUCCACAGAGGAAACGGAAAAGACGAAACAGACGUAAGUCAUUUCAAAACCACGGGGCGGUGCCGAAGCUCCACUCCCUGUGUGUUUUCAGCGCUAUCUUCUUCUAAAACCCUUGUAAGCUCCUUGUCUCCCCUCCUGUUUGCUCUUUCUUCUCCUUUCUCUGUUUGUGGCAAGCAGCCCCCACCCUAACCACCAGGAGAUUUCUUCAACAAAGAGGAGAUGCCCCCACAGCCACAGGUGAAGAGAAGUUUCCUGGAAUUCCUCAAGAGCUUUGUUGGGAUUGUACGGGUCCUCCAGAUCCUGUUUGGAGCUGGGCUUUGGGUCACCAUCGCAGCCAACAAGUAUGAGGGCUCCAUACACUUUGUUCUGUUCGUGGCUGUGUUCUUCUGGCUCCUAACGUUAGCCAUCUUCAUCCUCACUCUACUGGAUAAACAAGACUUUGUUCCCAUCGUAGGAGGAGAACGCUGGUUGUUAAGCAACGUGAUACAUGACAUUGCCGCUUUUCUGCUGUAUCUGUCUGCAAUUGGAAUCAUGAUCUACAAAACCGACAAGAACUCCUUCUGCAACCUAGACGUCUACAAACAUCACUGCUUGUACAAGGUCUACCUCACUGCUUCAGUCUUCGCCUGCCUCACUGCCAGCGUCUAUCUGCCCUCGGCUAUCUACGGCUGCUGCAGGAAAUGUCGAGGUGAACAGACUGUUGUGUGAAAGUGAAAAUCACAGGCGGCGGACAGUUAGAGACUGCAGCAUUGCUCACAGGAAACAUUGUCACUGAGAGAUGGAGGGGGCUUUUGCUCUGGUUGCAUUCGGCAAGCUUUCGGAGAUUAGAAAACCGUUUUUUCACAGCAAAACAUUUUUUAAUAAGUAACUUUGUCUUAUUUUACAGUAAAAAUAUCGACGUAUCCUUAAAACAAGAUACAUUUACUUGAGAAAAUAAUAAGACUUGGUUUAAGAGAGUGUAUCUUGAAUUGAGUGUAUUUUUCUUACCCCAAUUGUUUUUUCUUGUGUUAAGCAUAAACCUCUCUAAAUUUCAAUAGAUUUAUGCUUAAAACAGGAAAACAAAAUUGCCAAUCUCUUAAUAUCUUAUACAAUUUUGCUUCUCAAUUACAUUUAUCUUGUUUUAAGGGAUGUUUAGAUAUGUUUACUGGAAAGCAAGACAAAAAUACUGAUAGAGAAAAGUAAGUGUUUUCUCUCAAAGCAGAGGGUUUGAUCCCCUUGUCUCAGGCUUUUAGGUUUGUUUGUUGCUUUUAUACAGUUAUAAUUUAAAGAGCUUUGUCCCUUCUGAAGUCACGCAUAUAAGUCAAUUUUACACGUUUUUGUAUGUUUUUUUUUUUUUUUUUUUUUUUGUGCUUUUGGAGUUUUAUAUACAUUUAACCAAUGUAAAUGACUUUUAUUUUUUAUUUUUUGUAUUUUAUACCUUACUACUUUGUAACAUCAUGUUUUGAUAUUUUAACUUUUGAUAUGAUGUAGACAUAAAACAGUGCCUGUUUUAUUGACUCCUCAGUGUCUUUCAUAGUAUAUGUAUAUGUGCUUGACUGCUUGACAAUCCUAAAAUGAAUCCCACCACAUCAGAUAUCUCCACUUGAUUUGCAUUUAAAAGAGGUAAAAUAUUUAAUACAGUUUUCUGGUGAUUGUAUUUUAGAAAUGUGUGCAAUGUGUAGCUAUCAUCAAACAGUCAAUAAAAAGGAGCACAUGACAUUUAA